Protopterus annectens (West African lungfish) is the source of this 1711-nucleotide messenger RNA. RefSeq names its product oxidized low-density lipoprotein receptor 1-like. The record is from RefSeq and is a predicted model, not a curated record. NCBI's taxonomy places the organism in Eukaryota, Metazoa, Chordata, Ceratodontiformes, Protopteridae. Bases 111 to 1115 code for a protein of 334 amino acids. The transcript has 6 exons.
GUCCAAGAAAAAAACAAGAUGUAUACGCAAGUACCCUGAAUAAAAGUUUAGAUAAGCCGGAACAAGUGAGUACAGAUGACAAGCAACAUAACAACUACACUGUAAUCUUCAUGGGUGCAAUCUCCCUUGGUUUGCUGAUCACAGCAGUAACAUUUGGUUGUUUGUAUACACAGGUUGUACAGCAGCUGAAGAAAGAAACUAAUUUUGCAGCUGUCAAUUUUGGCAACUGUACAACAAAACUCAACCAAUCAUCGGUUGCUUAUGAAAGCCUCAGAGUCAGUUUCUCACAACAUAAGCAAAGUACAGAAGAGGCUGCCAGUAGCCUACAGCAGGACUUAAUACAAGCUAAGGAAAUUUUAAGAAAAGCAAAUGACAAGCUUAUAUCUACAGAUGAUAAUUUAAAAGAUAGCAAGAAUGCCGAGAUGGAAACCAAACAGAAACUUAACGCUGCAGAGCAUCAGUUAACGGAAAUUACUGCAAAGUUACAUGAAGAAACACUUAGGAAAAGAGUGAUAGAAACAAAGCUAAAGCAAUCUGAGGAGGAUUUCACACAGCUAAAAUUGAGAUAUAUUCAAAUGCAACAGACAAAGAGGUCAUAUUUGGAACUAGUCGCACAAACCGAAGCAAGUCUGCAGAAUUGUUUGAACUACAAAAAUGAAAGAGAAAAAAUUGAUGUGGCAUAUUGUCCUGAAAACUGGUAUCCACACAAUAAUAAAUGUUACUACAUUUCUGAAGAAAAAAUGAACUGGGAAUCCAGCCAACGUUUUUGUGUCUCCAGUGGUUCUAGUCUUGCUAUGAUAAAAGACAAAGAAACUAUGGCAUUCAUUGCAAAGAAACGGAGUGUUAUAAAAGCCUGGAUUGGCCUUCAAAGAGAAACAAAAUAUCGACAAUUCAUUUGGCUUGAUGGCUCAAAGGAAGAUCAUAAGAACAUAUGGGAUUUUAAAGGACAUUGUGGAGAACUUGAUUUCCGUCAGAAGAAUCUGCAAAUGGCCUCGUGGUGUACGUACGAAAUGAACUGCAUUUGUGAAAAAGACAUGGUCUACCUCCAGUUUGCCCAAGAAUGUCUUCCUCCUGCUGUGUCUGUGGGAAAAAAUAAAUAUGUUCAUUCCCAAUAGUCCAGUAUAUCAUUACCAUUACUGCGCCAACAUUAUUUCCCAACCAUAGUCUUGGAGAGCUUUUAUUCUACAUAUAAUCUGUUCAUGAUCUAGGUGCAUGAGCAGCUUUGUAGUAUAAAAAUUAUCUUUGUACAUUUCAACCAAGGUAGUGACUACACUCGCAAUUAUUUCAUUUAGUUUGUAGAUUGGAUAUUUGUAAACCCUACAAGUUCACAUCCUUGGUCACCGAAAACUGCAUUUUGUAGAUGUUUUUCAACAGAUUGCAUUAUAUAUAACUGUUAUGGAUCAAUACUUUUAAAAACAUAAUUAGUAAACCAUUUGCCUUGCGUUUUAUAUAAUGUUAGUUGCAUAUUAGGUAUGGCCUGUCAGAUGAGCUUCAUCUUGCAGUCCCUGAGUAUGAUUUCCUAAAUUUCCACCUGCAAGAAGUGUGUCAAAAUAAUAAAUAGUAGUAGUAUAAAAAUUGUAAUACAACUGCAAUAAGUACUGCAUUAAAAAAAUAAAACAAAUAUGACUAUAAAAUAGUUCAUUUGAACUAGUAAUGUGGUGGAAAAAGGCACAGAAGAGAUAAUUAGUGAUACUAAAAUGUUAUUCUUGUA